AUGUUCCAGCCAUGGGGACUGGCACUUCUCUGGGGUUUGCUUGUAAUAUCCUUGGCCCAAGCUUCACCAAAAGGCCAGGCAAUUUUGAGCAUUGGCCCAGAAGUCAUCAACAAAGUUUUUUCCCAGGAACUUAUAAAUCAGAAUGCUAUUCAGAUCCUAAAAGAUUUGCCUCUUUAUGAAGCCAUGAGAAAGAAUCAAUUCAGCGAGAUGCCCUUGAUUGGAGGCGUCAUCAGUGGUUUUCUGAAGCAGAUUGCAUGGCUGAAAGUCACUGAGGCUGCCAUUCCCCAACUGGCAUUUCAACUUCCUGAGCAGGGUCAUCUCCAGAUCUGGAUCCCCCUGGAUAUGGUGGCUACCCUUAAUACCAUAAUUAUGAACAAACUCAUUGAGCUGCACAUGGAAAUUGAUGUCAUAGCUGAAAUCCAUACGAAAACUGAUUAUCAAGGGAACUCUCAUGUAGUCCUUGGACAGUGUACCAACAGCCCCAAUAAUUUACACGUCACUCUUCUACAAAAGUUCUCUUUUGCAAUCAACUUCUUCGCUAGCCAGGUCAUCGAUGUCCUGAUGCCAGCACUGCCUAUGUUAGUGAAAAAUGAUGUAUGCCCAGUCAUUGAAAAGGCCUUUAAGAGCAUGACUUCCAAAAUCUAUGCUUGGUCAACCUUGCUAGUGCCAAUUGGAUCCAGCUCCCUGGGUUUUGAGGUCCUGUCAUCUUCAGUUGUGGAUAGCAACUUUGAGCUGGAUCUCAAAGUUAAGUUUCAGGACCCAGCAGGAAAGCUGAUCAAGGUCUUCAAUGAUUCUCUGAGCUCUCUGACAUUGUCCAGGUUGGAUGACUUUGGGUUAAAUUUCAUAGUGAGACAGAAUGUGGUGAACACCAUCAUUGAGGCACUGCUGCCCUCGGGGGAGCUAACAGUUCUUCUGGACUCUGUGUUUCCUGAGUUGGCUCAUCAACUGAAAUCAGUCCUCAAUCAAAUCAACACAAAGGCUUCCGUACAGUUGGGACCAACUCAGAUUGUGAAGAUCUUCACCCGGCACCAUCCACAUAUCUGCCUGAAAGCUGGCAGUGCCAGUGUAGCCCAGCUGGUUGUGUUUCAGGUGUUUGCUACCAACCAAGCCACCCAGCCUCUUUUCACUUUGAGCAUCGAAGCCCGCUCUGAAGGUCAGUUCUACACUAAAGGGAACAGACUCUUUCUCAACCUCAGUGGAAUCAGCUCUGAUCAAAUCCAGCUGAUGAGCUCGGAAACAGGCUUGUUCAGCCCUGAACUUAUGGGAAACGUGAUAAACGAAAUCUUACUCGCUGUGUUGUUGCCAAACCAGAAUGGUUUAUUGCGAUAUGGAAUUUCCUUGUCCCACUUUAAGAACUUUGGAUAUGAUGAAAUGAAAGUGACUCCUAUCCAGAAUAUCUGCCGCUCUUGGCUCAGCAGACACAUCCGUAAAAGAAAGUCAGAGGAGACAGAGACGAUGGCAGAAGGAGAGAUCACCAAGUUUGCUCCUAAAUCAGACUUUAAGGGAGCUGAAAGUGGGAGAACACAAGAACUUUCUAGUCUGUAG
Messenger RNA from Phascolarctos cinereus (koala), 1545 nucleotides. The record is from RefSeq and is a predicted model, not a curated record. Lineage: Eukaryota; Metazoa; Chordata; Mammalia; Diprotodontia; Phascolarctidae.